GAGGAGGAGGAGGAGAGAGCAGAGUAUACCGCAGACAUCAUUUCUACUACAGUGGCGGAGCCGUACAGGACCUGUUUCACUGCAGGGGGAUCCAAAACAAGCCCCGUGGAGCAGCAGCCAGAGCAACAGCAGCCGCAAGACAUUGUUUCUCUCCCUCUGCCCCCCCCUUCCCCACGCAACCCCAGAUCCAUUUACACUUUACAGAGCAUUGUGCAACAAAUCGCCAGGGUGGUCCAUUCAAGCUGCAGAUUUGUCUGUCAUCCUUGUACAACAGUCUCCUCCACUGCCACUACAGGGAAGUGCAUCACAUGUCAGGUCCCAGAACAGAAGGUGUCGGUGGACAUCUCUUCUUGCCCCAAGAUCUUCGUUGGAAGUCCUCGGGACUUGGUGUCUUUGCCGUUCAAAGUAUUUCUGAACUCGCCAGGAGGCCUAAUGUGUCACCAUUUUAUUCUGGGCCACCCUAAAGGAUGACACUCAGCUUCAGAGACCUCCUCUUGGACGUGAUCCCUGAGAACCAAUGUCUUAGCUCUCCCAUUAUCUGAAGUCUCUUUCCAGCUGGCUUUGAGCUGGUGCAGGCUUAGUCGUUAAUGGCCAGCAUGAUGCUGAAUGUUCUGCUUCAUCAGCUUGCUGCUGUACACCUUUUGCCACUUACAGAGCAGCGACUCUCUCUCGAGCUCUUGGGGAGUCCUUUACACAAAUGCACUAGAAAAAAGGCACCAAUCCAUUCUUUCCAGCUUGGCGUUUGCCCACAGGCCUAGUCCUGGGAUGACCUGGAGCAGAGGCAGUGGAGGAUAAAUUCAUCUUGCACAGACUUGUUUGUGCUAGUUCUAGCCUGUCUCUCACCACAGAUCUAGCUUUUAAAUACUCAAGUGAUUGGUUUUGUGUAGGAAUGUGUGGAUUGUUGGAUUGGAAGAAUUUUCUCUACGGAUUUCUAGUGUUUACAUAAGCAGACAUAAAAAAUGUUCUAUCACUGAUUUAAAUAGCAGGGCUUAUUUUAAAAAGUUAUGGGUGCUUAAAGGUGGUACGGAAUAAAAAUGUCUGUUUUUUUUUUUUCUUUAUUACAAGUUGUAACACAACCCAACAGUAUGUAUUAAUGUUUUGUCAGGAAAGGGUCAAAAUGGAAAAUUUGCAACAAAGACAAACUAGAAUAGAACAAGUGCAAACAGAAGCUGACAAAUAUAUGCCCCUUGUUGGGAGUUCAGCCCAUGGAAUGUUAUGUAGGACAAAAGGAAUGGAAGAGAUAUUUCAGUAACAUUUUGUUCUCUGUCAAAAACCUUCUGAAAUAUAAAUCUGCUGUGUAUUGGAGAAUGGAUACAGCAAUUGAUUCAAGUUGAAUAGCUUUCAUUUAACUAGAGUAUCCCACAGAAAGCAGUUCUUGUUCUGACAACCAUAUUUGUGCUUUCUUUGACUUAAAGAAAAUUGAAUUCGUGUUUACAUAUCCUAUAGGAUUGUUUUAUGGACAAAGACCAGGUCAAAGCCCAUCACAGUGGCUAGUGUUACAGCAAAUGGAAACAUUUCUAAAUGAAAUAACCUUCCCAAGCCAUGGCCAGUGCCUGCAGUAAUCAUACUAGGUUGGUAUAUGAAGCCAUUUGCAACUAUAAAUAAUUCAGUCGUAGAUGUGCUUUUUUUAAAAAAAAAAUCUGUUUUUUUUAUAAUUCUAGUCUCUUGCCAAUAUACAUACCCAUACACAUACUUCACCUAUUUGCAUAAUAGAGAAGGAGGACUAUGAAUAUAUAUACAUAUGUAUGUAUAUAAUAGAAGUCAGCUUUCUUUUGGACUUUCUAGAGCAGAUUACCUUUUUCUUCUCAUGAUGGCUCCCUGAAUUGCUUCCAAUUAUUGAAAUUCCGUAAUUGCCCACAAAUAUGAAUGUGUCCUUCUAAGGGUCUUGCCAUAGCAACUGAUCUAGCUGAAAGCUAAUGGCCAGUAGUACUGGUUUAAGGAGCUGAACUUCAACAUCAAGGGCUCCCUGCAAAGGGUAUUCUGUUUUAGUCUGCAUUUCUACACUCCUCAAGGAGAGAGUAGGUGCUUAAUGUUUUGUUUUGUUUUGUUUUGUUUUUAAAUUCCCAGGUCAUUCUGGCAUUAAUCCUGGACUCACUGCAAAUGUAAGUUUUAGCAGUAACUAUUACUCCUGAAAUAUUUUGGCUCUCUGUGGCCUGUGGUUCAGUAGACUCUGAGGUUUUCCAGAUACAUUAAGGACUUAAAUACAGAAUGUCUUAAAAUUUUAGGUUUAUUGAUCAAGAGAAAGCUUCUCUAGGAAUACAAGUCUCUGUUAGGUUUUAGCCCUAUUGUACCUUCAAGAUUCUUAAUUGGAUGCCUUAUAUUUUCUUUGUUUUCUGUGUUCAUACUAAUUUUCCACUUGGGUUUAUUGUUUUCUUACUUGGGAACUACUUUCUUUUUUUUUUUAAAUACACAGUCCUUAAAAUUAUAAAACAGUUCCAACCUGUUUGUUCUUCAGACCUUGACCAUCUUUUCUGUCUUAUCGCUGAACCAUCGUUUCUCUUUCUGCAUCUCUUCUGGGAUUUCAUUUUGCUCAGCUAAAAUUCUAGUGUGUGAUUUUGAACACUAUGGUGUGAGUUUCCUGACCAACUUCUUCUUGCGUCCGAGUCCAUUUCCUGUGCUUAAAGCUGUUGGCAUUCCAUGCACUGCUCCUAGUCAAAACUGAAACUUCUUGCACUAAUAAGAUUAAUCUUUACAACAUUAUUAAGUUCUUCCUUUCUAUUUCUUGUUCCAUUGUUAUUUCUCAAAGAUGAAAAUCUAUUUGUCAGUAAGAAAUUCAUUUUGGUGUCACUUACUAAAGAUCUCUUGGAAUUUUCUGUUCUGCUGAUGCACGCUACAGCUUCAAACUGCAACAAUCAUCAACUAGUCUUUGACAAAUUAGUUGUCCGUACACAUAGUUUACAAUAUUACAUUCGCUGUUUAAAAAUAAUUAAGCUUCUCUCUGUGUUCUUUGCUGUGGGUCAGGAACUUUACUUACUUUGCCAUCCAACACAGAAGUUAAUCACAAAUGAGUCCUCUGAACCAAAUAAUUAAAAAUAGAGCAAAGUUUCUGAACCAGGCGGUUGGCAGAAACGUCUGUACUUCCAUCUGUGCAUGGUUAGGAAAAUAUUUCAUGAUAUUUAAAUAGCAUCAGCUUUGCUCUCUUUUGUGUGAGAGUGUGUCUGUGUGUCUAUGCGUAACUCAUUGCUCUAAAGGUUUGUUUGACUGUUAGCUAAUCUUAAAAAAAAAAAGUCACUGGCAAGGAAACAGGAAAGCAAAUCCAGGUGUUUUGUGCGUACAUACUUUAUUUGCCAGUUUCUGGGAAGGAGCAAUGGUCUUGCCUUUGCUUUUCUCUCUAACUGAAAGUUUGUCUCUUAGCACGUGCCUCUGAAAAUUAAAGAACAUUGUAUUUUGACUUUGAAA
Molecule: messenger RNA, 3399 nt
Organism: Lemur catta (Ring-tailed lemur)
Lineage: Eukaryota; Metazoa; Chordata; Mammalia; Primates; Lemuridae
Exons: 3
Source: RefSeq, a predicted model, not a curated record